Messenger RNA from Tripterygium wilfordii, 1346 nucleotides. RefSeq lists its product as uncharacterized. Lineage: Eukaryota; Viridiplantae; Streptophyta; Magnoliopsida; Celastrales; Celastraceae. The transcript is spliced from 4 exons. The coding region runs from base 345 to 1346 and encodes 333 amino acids. The record is from RefSeq and is a predicted model, not a curated record.
AGAAAAAAAGAGGGGAAGAAAAAGUCAAGAGAGAUGAAGAAGGUUUUGGGAGGAUUGAGAGAAAAAGAGAGCAGAACGAGGAUAGCCAAAACAAUAGAAAGAAAAAGCGAAAAGGGUUUUGGGUAGAGAAGCGUUGAGAGAAGUUGGCAUUGCCGCACAGCAAAAUAGAAAGGAUUGAAGGCAAAGAAAGCACGAGGAGAAGAAGAAAAAGUUAGAAGAAGGAAAGGAUAAGAAGAAGGGUUCGAUUUCUCGGUCUCUAUUUCCUGGAGAAGCUGCGGCAGACCAGCAACGGCACAGUGUCUUCAAUCGAGUUUUGCGACGAACCUUCACACAUCGUUUAGGAAAUGAGUAAGAAAGGGAAAGAAAGUUUGAUAGAGGGAGAUGCACAAUUUAAAUGGGAUAUUCAAACCACCAAAAUAUUCCUAGAUAUGCUGUAUGAGUGGAGAAAGAAAAAUGCUGGUCAAAUGAAGUGGGAUAAGAUUGCUGAUGAAUUUAAGGUUGUAAGUGGUAAAAAUUGUACCAUGCAAAAAUUGAAAACGAAGCACGACAACAUGAAACAGAAUUGGCAGUUGUUCAAUAGACUGAUGACUGUUGAGACAGGUUUGGGGUUCAAUUUUGAGACUGGAAAGGAUGAGGCCACUGAAGAUUGGUGGGCAGCUAGAAUUCAGGAGAAUAUCAACUUUAAGAAGUUUAAGAAUGGAGGCUUUCAACUCCGUGGGGAGCAAGACAAGCUUUGGGGGGGUAGCUCUGCCAAUGGUGAGAACUGUGUAUCUCCACAUAUCGUAUUAGACAAUGACUUCAUACAAUCAUUUGGAGCUGAUUGUUACACUCCAAGUCCAGUAGACUCAAGCUAUGAUGGGUUUGUUGAUGAGUUCUCCACUGGUUCAUCACCAGUGAAGGCUAGCACACCCACCCCUGGAUCUACUAAUACUGGGGGAAGAAGGAAGAGGAAGAGAAUGACACAAGAUACCAUAGAUCCUAAGUUUGACAAGUUGUGCCAGCAAUUGCAAAUGGUUUCUGAGAAGCAAUUUUCUUAUUUAUCUACAAAACAAGAAUAUUAUGAUGUGAAGAAAGAAGUUGCAAAGAAAGUUGAAAAUGUGCAUCCUAUCCCAGUUGUGCAACCUGUCCAGCCAUUGAUGCCCGUGGAUCCUUCAUAUGAUGCCUCUAUUAAGGCCCUGGUUGAUAUGAACAUAGCUGCUGAAAAUCCAGCACUAUUUUACUUUGUUGUCCAGCUGUUUAAUACCAACAGUCAGAGACAACUUUUCCUUGCAUUACCAGAGAGCGCACGACUUGGUUAUAUUGAGCUACUAUUCAAGCAGCAUGAUGGAAAAGCUCCAAUUGGAUGA